This is a messenger RNA of Anoplophora glabripennis (Asian longhorned beetle), 2849 nucleotides long. Its product is annotated as PX domain-containing protein kinase-like protein. Gene Ontology annotation, cellular component: late endosome; extrinsic component of endosome membrane; early endosome. Bases 114 to 1832 code for a protein of 572 amino acids. Gene Ontology annotation, biological process: early endosome to late endosome transport; protein phosphorylation; protein targeting to lysosome. The record is from RefSeq and is a predicted model, not a curated record. The transcript is spliced from 9 exons. NCBI's taxonomy places the organism in Eukaryota, Metazoa, Arthropoda, Insecta, Coleoptera, Cerambycidae. Gene Ontology annotation, molecular function: actin binding; phosphatidylinositol binding; ATP binding.
UUGUCAGUACUGUCAGUGUCAAUAAAUAUGUCCAAGAGAUUUUACGGACGUAAACAUCCAUAAAUUUUCUUAAUGGAUUUAAAAUAUAAGUGCAAGCAAAUGUUCCCAAUUCAAUGGCUAUUUUUGAAAGGCAAACUACUCAAAAAGUUGUGCUAGAUGAUACUCACCCCAUAAAAUGUACGAUUGAAAAUUGGCAAAACGUUAAUGGACACACGGAAUUUGUUAUAAAGGUUCAAAGAGGGCCUUAUUUAGACGAGACUUGGAAAAUCAAUAAGAGAUAUAAUGAUUUUUAUAAGUUACACGGUGUUUUACAAACUUCUGGGAUCCCCCUUGAUCUUCCUCCAAAAAAACUUAUUGGCAACAUGGACCCACAGUUUAUUACCGAGAGACAACAGGGUUUGCAGAAAUAUUUAAAUAGCGUAUUCAUGAAUCCAAUAUUAGUUUCGUCUCUCCCUGCUAGAUCUUUUGUAGAUCCAGCUAACUACUGUCAACCGUUUGGUGAGUUGGCACUCCAACAUGUCUCACUAGCUUUACGGUCAGAAGUAGGGUGGGAGGUGGUUGGGCCCCUUCCAGAUAUAGGUUGGAGGUUAAGAAAACAUUUUUAUCAGGUAAAGUGUAAAAUGUCACCCAAAGAAGAAUAUAUAGCUGGUUGGACUGAUUACGGCCCAGAUAAAUAUUUAGACGACAAAGAUAUGCAUGCCAUCUUCAAAAGCAUCGGUCAAAUCCAGCAUCCGUUCAUACAUUCCAUUAACCUGUGUCUUAGUACGGACAUUGGAGGUCUUGUAGUGAGAGUAAAUAAUAAGAAUGGUACCUUGAGGGACACUUUGUGUGGGGCAAAACCUAGACAGACUUUUCUGAAAAAAUACGGAAACCCCAAAGGACAUAAAACUUUAGUGAAAGAUCAGAUCGCGCUGUACGGACGACAGCUAUUAGAAGCUUUAAAGUUUCUCCACGACAAGGGACUCCCUUAUGGACAUCUACAUACUGGUAAUAUCAUGAUAGAGAACGAAAGGGUCAAGUUGUUAGAUGUCGAGAAUGGUAUUCUGGGGGUACCUUCGUUUUACCGACCGUAUUUCAUGCAACACAGGAAGAUAAACAAUUUACAGGCCAUCGACGUCUAUUGCUUUGGACACGUUUUGUAUGAAAUGAUGUUUGGGGCGCCGCUGCACGAGAGUGUCAUAGAAUACAUUCCGGACUGUCCUAUUAAAUCUAUCUUGCAAAGGAUAUUGUCUCCGGAUGCCUGUAAAAACGGCCUUCCUACAGUCGCCGACCUACUCAACGAUCCGUUCUUCUCUUCUACGCAAUUGAGCUUUUUGCCAACUGACAAGGCACACCUCAAGAUACCCAGUUCUAUUAAAGAACGUUUGAGAGAAACCAUCGUGAAGACUGAAGAAAGGUUGAGGGAGGAGCAGAAGAUGGUUCGUAGUCAGAAGAGACUCGUGAAGGUACAGGAAAUGAUGAGUUCUGAGGAGGAGAAAAAGAAACAGAGGCAUAAAAUGAAACGUGAACGUCAACUGGCCAAAGAACAGCAGCUGGAGAGCAGGAGUAACGAAAAAGUCAGCAAUGGGGAUAGAUCUGACAGUGUAAAUAGUAGUACAGCGACUUCUAUAGGUACUUCUACGCCGCCAUCGAUGACUGGUUCAAACGUUCCGUCACCGCCGCCACCUCCGCCUCCUCCGCUGGCUGUGUCGGGGGCACCCUUGCCGCCGCCGCCACCUUUAUUAAAUGGAAUUGAUAUACCCGCCCCGGAACCAAGUAAGGACCGAUCGGCUCUGCUGGGGGCCAUUUGUAACUUCAACAAAUCUUCGUUGCGCAAAACCAAAGUUUCCUAAAUCGCUUUUUAGCAUCUAUUUUAUAUUGUGAUAAGAUUCACUGUAUGUAACAAUAGCGUGAAUUUCUGUAAGUUUCUUAUUAAACGUAUUUAACGCUUUGCCAAGUAGCAGCCCUUAGAUUUAUUUUUUUAUAUUGUCACUCGCAGAUGCAACUGUACGAAAUAAGUGAAUGGUACGUUUGUUUUAAAUAUCUAAUUUUUAAUGGUAGACUGAGAGGUACCGCAGACUUUCAAUGAACGAGUAGAUUGGACAGGGUGAUGCAGAAAUAUUUUAUUAGCCGAUUUUAUUUUGCUGAUUUAAUGGCAGAAAUUGUUGCACUAACUAGUAAAUUUGUUUUAAUGUUUAUUUAUCAUAUUUAUAUCUUUGAUAUUGGUAUGUUAUUUAAAAUAUAUGUAAAUAUUCUUGGGUUUUAAUGAUAUUUACCUACCUAUGUGCCGCAUAGUCAACUUGUAACCUUUAUAUGACUCGGACAUUUAUGCUAACAUCCUGUAUAUAAAAUGUAUGCACAUUGUGAUACUUCCGCACUCGAAUAGGUACAGAGUGUCAUUCAUUUUGAAAUUUAUAAGGGGCCACUAUAUGUAAAAAUAUUCCAUUGUAUGUAUAUGGGAAUAAGAUAAAUUUCCUUUGAAAAUUACAAUUCUCCGUCUCUUAUAUCCAUCAUUAUUUGGUUUUAAUUUUUUGUAAAGUUUGUGCCUUCUUAAAGAAUUGUAUAAAAUCUUGUGUCGUUGGUUACAUAUAUUUUCAUGAUCACAACUAGUUUUGAAUUUAACGAAACUGAAAAUCAAUAGACUCAAAUUUGUCACACUGAUGUAGUUGUGAUUUUCGUGGAAUUUUAAUGUAUACUUGACUGUGCCAAUUUAAUACUAUGAAAUAGUUUUAAGAUGUCAGUGACGUUUUGUGAAUCUGUUGUAACUAGUCAAAAAAAACUAUCAUAUUUGAUGUACAGCAUAAAAUUUGUAAACUAAAUGUAUGCCUAAAUCUUAUUAACCUUAAUAAAUAGCUAUUAUGUCAACUUCA